AUGCUCGCUCUCGAGCGCAACGCUCGUAGUUUUUUCCUCCAAUGUCGAGCUUCUGCGCGAUGUCAACCGUGGCGACCGGUUCUCCUUCGUGGAAAUUCUCAACGGCGCACCCUCGCAGCAGCGAUUGAACCAGAAAGCCCUACAAAUGCUCAUGCUCCGGCAGGGAAACCUUACUAUGUGACAACGCCCAUAUUCUACGUCAAUUCAGGCAUGUCACCCCAUGUCGGCCACCUCUACACGUUGGUCCUCGCCGAUGUUCUCAAACGCUGGGCAAAGCUUCGCGGUGAUGAGAGGGCGACCCUCCUGACCGGAACCGAUGAACAUGGAAUGAAGGUGCAAAAGGCUGCUCAAAAGGCAAACACCGAUGUCAAGCUGUUCUGCGAUCAUCACGCCGAGCAGUUCAAGGCAUUAUGUGACGCAGCCAACAUCGAUUACGACCGUUUCAUCCGAACCACGGACGAGGACCAUAAGGAUGUUGUCAGAUAUGUCUGGGAAGAGCUGAAUCGCGCGGGAUUUAUCUACGAAGCCAAGCACGAGGGCUGGUACUCGGUCAGCGACGAGACUUUUUAUCCCUCCACUCAAGUCCACAAAGUCCUCGAUCCGUCAACAGGUAUAACGAAGAUUGUCUCCAUCGAGACCGGGAAAGAUGUCGAAUGGACUUCGGAGAUGAAUUACCAUUUCAGGCUGUCCGAGUUUCAGGCUCCGUUGCUGAAGUACUACGAGAACCAUGCAGGCGCCAUUGUCCCAAAGCAGCGCAUGGCCUUCAUCAUGGACGAGAUUCGAAGUGGACUCAAAGAUUUGUCUGUUUCCAGACCUUCAUCGCGGUUGACUUGGGGAAUUCAGGUUCCGGGUGACGAGAGCCAGACUAUCUACGUUUGGCUCGAUGCGUUAUUCAAUUACUUGACCAUGACGGGAUAUCCGCUCGUCAACAGAAAUGACGCCAACAUGGUGUGGCCCCCGAAUUGUCAAGUCAUCGGCAAAGACAUCAUCCGUUUUCACACCAUUUACUGGCCUGCUUUCCUCAUGGCUUUGAAUCUCCCUGUGGCGGAUAGAUUCCUGACCCACGCUCAUUGGACAAUGAACAACGAAAAAAUGUCCAAGUCGGCCGGCAACGGGGUCAAUCCGUUCUACGCCAUGGACCGAUUUGGGGUGGACUGUAUUCGUUUCUUCAUGGCGCACAAUGGGGGUAUUGUUGACGAUGCCACGUACGACAACUCAUUCAUUGAAGAGACGUACAAUCACUUACUAAGAGGUGGACUCGGCAAUCUCAUUCAUCGCGUCUACAAGAGCAAGCACUUCGAUGUCCGUGGGGCCGUGAAAUUGGUCAAAGAGGACGAAAAUUUCUCAAAGUUCAUCACUCGAGACCAAUGGAGCGCCAGUAGCCUGGAGAUGAAGGCCAUUCAUGCCAGCCUACGAGGUCACCAUGCCAGACUAUGCUCUGUGAGAGAAAUCGCAGACAACCACAUGAAGGAACCGGAUCCGCGGAAAGCUGUACAGUCAAUCUGUGAGCUGAUUGGGGAGACAAACAAGCUCUUCCACAACUCUGAAGUUUGGAAGUUGAUCAAGAGUACAGAUCCCGAGACAAGACGUAUAGCGAACUACGUCCUUUUCACCAGCGCGGACUCUAUCCGAAUCAUGGCUAUUCUUCUCCAACCGUUUAUGCCUCAAAGAAUGAAAGCCGCCCUGGAUUUGAUGGAAGUCGACGAAUCACGGCGGACGUUUGACGACGCGGUUUUCGGUGCUGAUUUCACAUAUGGUCCUCCAGCGCUAGGACCUGAUGCAAAGGCAUCGGCUGAGGUUGUCUUCCCAAUGCUCUUGUCUGUUCAUUGA
This is a messenger RNA of Fonsecaea nubica, 1830 nucleotides long. RefSeq lists its product as hypothetical. The transcript is spliced from 3 exons. Gene Ontology annotation, biological process: methionyl-tRNA aminoacylation. Bases 1 to 1830 code for a protein of 609 amino acids. Gene Ontology annotation, molecular function: methionine-tRNA ligase activity; ATP binding. NCBI's taxonomy places the organism in Eukaryota, Fungi, Ascomycota, Eurotiomycetes, Chaetothyriales, Herpotrichiellaceae. The record is from RefSeq and is a predicted model, not a curated record.